This is a messenger RNA of Fraxinus pennsylvanica, 594 nucleotides long. Lineage: Eukaryota; Viridiplantae; Streptophyta; Magnoliopsida; Lamiales; Oleaceae. The record is from the annotation of a GenBank genome assembly.
AUGAAGUUUUUUCCUCUUGGUUAUGUUGCGAAAGCUGGGGUGGCAUUUCAACAAGGAUGGAUAAGGUCACAUUACGUAGGGAGGACAUUUAUAGAGCCUUCACAGAGGAUUCGGGAUUUUGGAGUGAAGCUUGAACUUUCGCCCGUGAGGGCAGUAUUGGAGGGAAUACGAGUUGUGGUGGUGGAUGAUUCAAUUGUGAGAGGAACCACUUCUUCGAAUAUUGUUAGGUUAAUAAAAGAUGCCGGAGCAAAAGAGGUUCACAUGAGAAUUGCAAGUCCUCCGAUCAUAGGGUCUUGUUAUUAUGGAGUGGACACGCCUAGCUCAGAGGAGCUGAUAUCGAAUAGGAUGAGCAUAGAGGAGAUUAGAGAGUUCAUUGGCUCGAAUUCACUUGCAUUUUUGUCAAUCAAUAGCUUAAAGAAGUUAUUGGGCAACGAGUUGCCCAACUUUUGUUAUGCUUGCCUUUCUGGGAAGUACCCUGUCGAACCGAGGGGCAAGGUGAAGAGGGUUGAAGAUUUUCUUGAUGAUGGAUUGAGUGGAAUUCAACUGUUGAAAAUAGGGAAAUAUUGCAUGCUGGAUAGGAGAUCAUUGAACUGA